This is a messenger RNA of Paecilomyces variotii, 1752 nucleotides long. RefSeq names its product Adenylosuccinate synthetase. Bases 188 to 1474 code for a protein of 428 amino acids. Gene Ontology annotation, biological process: 'de novo' AMP biosynthetic process; IMP metabolic process. Gene Ontology annotation, molecular function: adenylosuccinate synthase activity; GTP binding. NCBI's taxonomy places the organism in Eukaryota, Fungi, Ascomycota, Eurotiomycetes, Eurotiales, Thermoascaceae. Gene Ontology annotation, cellular component: cytoplasm. The record is from RefSeq and is a predicted model, not a curated record. The transcript has 5 exons.
AGCGCUUUUCCAGCGAAUAAUCAUCGACAUUGGUGUCUCUUGCUGCCUCAGGCAUAAAGCUUUUGCAAGGUUUGCAUCGUCUUGUCCCUCCGAUAUUGAGUCCGUCCAAAAAGCCCACUUUCCUGUCUGUUCUCCCGUGUAGACGCUGCGAUUAGACUCUCUCUCUCUCGUCUCAAACGCAGUCGCCAUGUCCUCCGCCGACAUUACCAUUGUGCUCGGUGCACAAUUUGGAGAUGAAGGCAAGGGAAAGCUUGUCGAUAUCCUCACUGAAUCCGCCGAUGUGUGUGCCAGAAGCGCCGGCGGUAACAAUGCGGGGCACACAAUUGUUGUCAACGGGGUCACUUAUGACUUCCAUCUCCUCCCUAGUGGACUUGUGAACCCGAAGACUAUCAACCUCAUUGGAUCCGGAGUUGUCGUCCACGUCCCGGCCCUCUUCGAUGAGCUUGAGGCUCUGGAGAAGAAGGGGCUCAAUUGCGAUGGUCGCCUCUUCGUCUCGAGUCGCGCACACCUCGUUCUCAAUUUGCACCAGUUUGUUGACAAAUUGAACGAGACUGCGUUGGGCAAGGGCAAGGUCGGAACCACACACAAGGGUAUCGGGCCGACCUACUCGUCGAAAGCCUCCCGCAAAGGACUGCGCGUUGAUGGUCUCCGCCUCGACAGAUGGACAGAGUUCGAGACUCGUUUCCGUCAGCUAGUCGCUGGCUACCGACAGCAGUAUGGCUCUUCUUUGGACCCUUACGAUGAGGAGGGCGAACUGGCGCAGUUGAAGGAACUGGCCCCUCGACUCCAGCCGAUGGUCGUGGAUGCUGUGUCUUGGAUGUAUGCUCAGACGCAACAGAACAAGCGCAUCCUCAUCGAGGGUGCCAACGCUGUCAUGCUGGAUAUCGACUACGGUACUUAUCCUUAUGUGACCAGCUCCAACGCCUGUCUGGGAGGUGCCUUCACCGGAUUGGCCAUUUCUCCUUUCAACGUUAAGAGAAUCGUCGGUGUCGCCAAGGCCUACCUCACGCGUGUUGGAAACGGACCUUUCCCCACCGAGCAGCUCAACGAGAUUGGCGAAUACCUUCAAGUUAAGGGCAGAGAGUUCGGAGUGACCACUGGCCGAAAGCGCCGUUGCGGAUGGUUGGACUUGGUCAUGCUUAAGCACUCUGUCAUGGUUAACCACUACACAAGCUUGAACUUUACAAAGCUCGACGUCCUUGACGAACUAGAGACAAUCAAGGUCGCUACCGCCUACAAACUCCCGAACGGUGAGGUCACCGAAUCUUUCCCCGCUAACACCGAGGACCUCGAUAACAUCGAGCCAAUCUACAAGGAGUUGCCUGGCUGGCGCAAGAUUACCUCAGACUUCACGACAUACGACCAGCUGCCCGCUGAGGCUAAAUCCUACAUCCAGUACAUCGAAGAAUACCUGGGAGUAAAGAUUGAGUCUGUCGGUUGUGGUCCUGGCCGAGAGAAUAUCAUUUACCGGUAAAAUAUAAUCUCGGUGUCGCGAGAGCUUGAAGAUCUGGAUAUUUGAUACGCCAUAAACCUAUGACGUCUCCUCCUAUCUAGAACGAAAAAGAAAAGGCAUUCAUAUAGCAGGGGUCAAUGCAACAGCCGAGCUAGAUCCAUCGAUUGCAUAUUACUCUACACUUUCGGCCAAGAGCAUUAGGUGGGCGGUGAGUAUAGAGGGUAGUAUAGCGUUAGCUCAAGAGCCUGGUGCUCGCAGAUGCUACUCAAUAUGAUUUGGUUCCUAUUGGUAAUCCACUG